GUCCAAUUUCGUACUAAUUACCCCUUUAACAUGUCACUACUCCUCCCUUUCCUGGAUUACAGCAAAUUCUAACAAAUCCUACCAGUUCAACGAGCAUUGGCAAUACGACAAUUUCGAUGAGUGCAAAUGGGUCAUGAACUAUAUCCCCGUCGUCAGUUCCGAGUGCACAGAGUAUUGCGAGGCCGAUACCUACAACUGGGGCAAAAAAUACCAUCGCCUCCGCUACCAUAUCAAGCUUUCCGGGAACGGCCAAGACCCCCGCAUCUGGUGUGACAACUUCAAGGCGAGAAUGAUGCGCAACUGUGCUGUCCCGGAACCCGACUUCUUCAACUGCAAUACCGGUAGAGCUCCAGCGUUACCUGGGCUUGAUAGCUGGGCUGCCACGCCCGCUGGAGUCGUGACAAUGCCCGGUAUCAACCUCAGAUUCGAUUUCAGCCCAGACUGGAAUCCCCGUGACGCACAACAUGACUGUGUUAGGUCGGCUAUCCGUGAAGCAACUUGCUCCGGGACGGUAUUCACCAACGGUCUUAGAUGCAUCCCUGUGUUGUAUAAGUCUCCGAAUGCUGGUGCUGCCGAGUUUGACGAGUCCUACGUACCACCUAAUUCACGAUGUCUUUAUGACUAUGAGGUUCCGGAAGAGGCAACAUGAACGAGCCUGGCAGAAGGGUAAAGUGAUAAUGUCCAAAUCAAUGCCUAUGCUUUCUGUAGCCAUGAAAGCCAUUUUCUAUUGAUAGUUCAAUAUAAUGUGCCUUUUGCGAUA
Messenger RNA from Daldinia loculata, 760 nucleotides. RefSeq lists its product as uncharacterized. Lineage: Eukaryota; Fungi; Ascomycota; Sordariomycetes; Xylariales; Hypoxylaceae. The record is from RefSeq and is a predicted model, not a curated record. The coding region runs from base 134 to 649 and encodes 171 amino acids. The transcript is spliced from 3 exons.